Molecule: messenger RNA, 1554 nt
Organism: Capsicum annuum
Lineage: Eukaryota; Viridiplantae; Streptophyta; Magnoliopsida; Solanales; Solanaceae
Product: pentatricopeptide repeat-containing protein At1g31790
Exons: 1
Coding region: 147-1409 (420 amino acids)
Biological process (GO): RNA modification
Molecular function (GO): RNA binding; protein binding
Source: RefSeq, a predicted model, not a curated record
UUUUAAUUUUAAAUUCUGUAUUUUAAGACUAAUACGGAGAAGUAUUAAUUUGUGAAGUAGUUGAUGCCAACUGAUCUUGGCGCGCGCAGUGUAACAAGACCUUUGCUUCAACUAUGAAAUCCACUAUACAAUCCUUGUAAAAAUCAAUGGAGGUCACGUCAUCCUACCCAAAACCACCAUUGUUCCAUACCAACACCACUCCAAGAAACUCCAAGAAAUCCCUACCCAUCCCGACCCACCCCAUCUCCAACACCUCCCUUCAAUUUCAAUUACCUCUACAUAAACCCCACUACAAAAUACACCAACCCAUUAAACCACAACCCAAGAAAACAACAAACGCAAGUAGCCCAAGUUGCACAAUCUCUGAUGUUUUAAGGCUAAUGGAUAGUCUUGGUAUUGAUAUACCCGUAGACACAUAUGUUUCGCUUUUCAAAGAAUGCACUGAAUUUCGCGAUCCUUUGAAAGCGGUUGAACUGUAUAACCAUAUUUGUAAAAGUGACGUUGUUCCUACCUUGCCGUUGUUGAACCGUUUGUUGCUUAUGCUUGUGUCCUGUGGCUGUUUCGAACAUGCACGCCAACUGUUUGAUAAAAUGCGUAUGAGGAAUUCUAAGUCCUGGGCUGCGAUGAUUGCGGGUUGUGUUGAAAAUGGGGAGUAUGAAGGGGCGUUGCGUUUGUUUAUGGAAAUGCAGAGUGAGGUUGGGAAUUUGUGUAAAUGUGGUGAUGUGAUUGAUGAUGGGAUAUUGGUGUGUGUUCUUAAGGCGUGUGUGGAGUUGAUGAAUUUGGAACUUGGGAAACAAAUUCAUGGAUGGUUAUUGAGGUUGGGUAAUUGUGAAAGUUUGGCGUUGAGUAGUUUUUUGAUCAAAUUUUACGGGGAGUUUGGUUAUCUAGAAAGCGCAGAUAAUGUGUUUGAUCAUGUUCCACGUUGUAAUACAGUUGUUUGGACAGCUAGAAUUGGCAAUUUGUGUAAAGAGGAGGAGUUUGAAGGCGUGUUAAGAAUUUUCAGGGAGAUGGUAAGAGAAGGAGUGAAGAAAAAUAGUUUUACAUUUUCGAGUGUUCUUAAAGCUUGUGGGAAGUUGAGCGAUGCUGGAUGUUGUGGUCGACAGGUUCAUGCUAGUUCCGUCAAGGUAGGACUUGAUACGGAUGGUUAUGUGCAGUGUAGCUUGAUUGACAUGUAUGGAAAAUAUGGGUUGCUAAGGGAUGCUCUGAGGGUUUUUAAUGCGAGAGAGGAUAAGAGCAAUAUUGCCUGUUGGAAUGCAAUGUUGAUGGGAUUUAUACAACAUGGUUGUGGUGUUGAAGCCAUGAAGCUUCUCUAUGAGAUGAAAGAAGCUGGUUUGCAGCCACAUGAGUCAUUGAUUAAUGAAGUGUUGUUGGUUUGCGGUAGUAGUAAUAUCGAAAAAAUGGAUGCUUGAAUUUAAGAAUCUCUCUUAGUUUCCAUGAAGACAUAAAGUGAUUUGCACGAUCAAAGAAUUUCUCAUGGAAUAUGGUGCAGCCAACCUUUUGAAAGAUCAACAAGCACGUGUAUAUAAUGGUGAUAUGGAGAGCUAUUAAACAAUC